This is a messenger RNA of Esox lucius (northern pike), 764 nucleotides long. RefSeq lists its product as uncharacterized. NCBI's taxonomy places the organism in Eukaryota, Metazoa, Chordata, Actinopteri, Esociformes, Esocidae. The transcript is spliced from 2 exons. The record is from RefSeq and is a predicted model, not a curated record. Bases 71 to 760 code for a protein of 229 amino acids.
UCUUAUAUUUUGUUUAUAUUUCAUCCACACCUAUUCCUGCAAGAAAUGUCUAAACAUUUGCAUUUGUUGUAUGUCCUACAGGCUGAGUCCAGCUGAAAUUGUUUUCCUGACUGAGUAUUGCACUGUUAUGAAACCUGUUGUGAAGGCAUUGAACAUUCUUCAGUCUGAGACCAACACACACAUGGGGUGGCUCCUGCCGGUGAUCUUCCAGUUACAAGCAAAACUCAGCAGAUUGGAGACAUCCUCCAAAAUGUGUCUGCCCCUUAUCAGAGCAGUUCAGGAUGGUGUCCAAAAGUCUUUUGGUGGGAUGAUGCAAGAUCCUGAACUGAUUGCUGCAGCAAUCCUUCUGCCAAAGUUCAAGAACACCUGGACUGAGAGGACUGAAAUCAUAGAAACAGCAGGUCUGGUCUAUGUGAGACAACACAUUGACCAGAUGGCAGAGGCAGAAGUGGAGCAAGUCGGGCAACAUUCAUCAGAUGAAGAAGAUUUCUUCUCCUCAAUGAAGUCCAGAAGGUCACAAGGUACAGGGGAGCUAGAUGGGUACCUUGCUUGUAUCUCAAACAAAAUGGAUCUGUUGAACUCAUUUCCACACAUCAAAAACCUCUCUCUCAAACUCAACACUGGUCUUCCUGCCUCGGCUGCCUGUGAGCGUCUAUUCAGCAGUGCUGGACUGUUAUUCACUGCAAAGCGGGCAAGGAUGAAAUCUACUAACUUUGAAAACCAACUGCUACUCAAACUUAACAAAAAGUUCAUAGUGUAAAGAU